UUUCAGCUAUGAAAUUUUACCUCUUUGUGUCUCUGCUGAUUGUUGAAACUUUUGCAGCUUCUCGACUCUAUGAGAUGCAAAAAUUCGACAACUGCCAAGUAAGUCAUGCAAUACAAAUGCGUCUUUUUGUUAAUAACGGUUCAGCAGUUCCUGAUAAAAUUGCUUUUGGUGGAUAUUUGGAAGUCACAGAGAAGAUUCUUGGCCCAAUUGAGUUCACACUAGAUUCAAAUCGAUGUGACUUUGCGAUGAAAAAAUGUGAGAAGUUUUCAAUAAUGAAGAUUCCAGGUGUUUGUGACAUAAUAAACAGCAAGAAUGGAAUUAUUGAAGAUUUAUUGAAAACUUUUGAACCACGAAUACAAUGUCCAAUUAUGCCAGGAAAUUAUACAGCAAAAGAUUCAGUUCUUGAUCUAACAGUAGUUUCAGGAUUUCCAACAAAUGGAUUCGUUUGGGUUGAGACCAUUAAGGGAGUUUCUGGAGAUGGAAAAAAUCGAAAGCUUGUCUUUUGUGCAAAUGUUGAAGCUAAAAUCACAAGCGUUAGAGAUAAGAAGAGAAAGAAUUGAGCUAAAACUGACGUUGUACAUGUUUGCGACAGAUUUUAUAGCUGUAAAUUGAAAGUUUUGAAAUAAAUC
This is a messenger RNA of Chironomus riparius, 629 nucleotides long. The record is from the annotation of a GenBank genome assembly. Lineage: Eukaryota; Metazoa; Arthropoda; Insecta; Diptera; Chironomidae.